CGCUCCACAUCGCCGUGCAGGUGCUGUCAGCCAACUCGCCGCCUGAAUUCUCGCCUCGAACCCUGUCACGCAGCCGAUUCCCGCUACUGAAUCCUCGCACAACCCACACAGCCCAUCAUGGACGCGAUACCGAUCUCGAAGAAGCUGAUCGCUUUCGGCAGCAAAAAGAUCUACCUGCCCAAAUUCACAGUCGCAAUGGUGCGCACACCCGGCCUCUCACCAUACCACGCGCGCUUCCUCGUUCCGCUCGACUUCUCCAAGUAUGAUCUCCGCGACUACCUCUACCACGCCUACAACGUCAAAUGCUUCAACAUUCGAUCCUACGUCAAGCAGAUGCCUAUUCGCGACACGACACAACAGCCGCGCCACUGGUUCCGCCCCGACUCGAAGAAAUACAUGACAGUCGAGAUGGAACAGCCCUUCGUAUGGCCUGCGCUGCCAGAGGACAUAAAGGCGUGGGGUAUAGGACAACAGAAGUCAGAGAUUGAUCAAGCCGCCGAAGCCAACGGAAUCGUGACCAUGGAGCAGAAGAGGCAGAAGGCCAAGUCGUUGCGAGAGCAGGUCAAGGCGCUGCUGAUGAAGAGGGAGCCUUUGAUCGAGAAGAGCCUUGUACGGAAGAAGCGAGAAGGCAGAGAGCUUACACCGGAGGAGCUGCAGAAGGAGGAGGUCGCAUUGCAAAAGCAGGCAGAAAAUGAGAGGAUGUCCGCAUUGAAGUUCUGGGAGCAGAAGAGGACAGGGAAAGUGGUGCAGGCCGAUGACUCCAGUCGUUACACGAUCAAGGCAUGAGCAAGACAGAAAGAGCUGUGUAUAUUUGGCUGUAUCAUAUUGCAUGGAAUUGGAGCGCAUCUUCGUUUGCAUACUUCGCAUAAUGCCU
Macroventuria anomochaeta is the source of this 874-nucleotide messenger RNA. RefSeq names its product mitochondrial ribosomal protein subunit L23. Bases 118 to 786 code for a protein of 222 amino acids. The record is from RefSeq and is a predicted model, not a curated record. The transcript has 2 exons. Gene Ontology annotation, biological process: mitochondrial translation. Lineage: Eukaryota; Fungi; Ascomycota; Dothideomycetes; Pleosporales; Didymellaceae. Gene Ontology annotation, molecular function: structural constituent of ribosome. Gene Ontology annotation, cellular component: ribosome; mitochondrial large ribosomal subunit.